Diachasma alloeum is the source of this 1395-nucleotide messenger RNA. Its product is annotated as probable low-specificity L-threonine aldolase 1. Gene Ontology annotation, molecular function: L-allo-threonine aldolase activity. The record is from RefSeq and is a predicted model, not a curated record. The coding region runs from base 57 to 1274 and encodes 405 amino acids. Gene Ontology annotation, biological process: glycine biosynthetic process; L-threonine catabolic process. Gene Ontology annotation, cellular component: cytosol. The transcript has 4 exons. NCBI's taxonomy places the organism in Eukaryota, Metazoa, Arthropoda, Insecta, Hymenoptera, Braconidae.
UUGACUUCGGACAGGUUUCACAUCAGUUCUGCUUUGUUAUUUUACCGGUUAAAAGGAUGUCCUACGGAAGUGCACAAACUGGGAAGAAUUAUGGAGCACAUGUAGUUACCGUCGACUUUCGCAGUGACACUGUGACAAAACCAUGUGCUGUUAUGAGAAAAGCCAUGCACGAUGCAGAAGUUGGUGACGAUGUUUAUCAUGAAGAUCCAACGACAAAAAGACUAGAAGAAUAUGUCGCGGAUUUAAUGGGGAUGGAAGCUGCAUUAUUCGUGUCCAGUGGAACGAUGGGAAAUUUACUGUCCACAAUGGUGCACUGCAACACCCGUGGCUGUGAGAUGUACCUCGGUCAAGACGCCCACAUGGUGCACCACGAGCAGGGUUCAGCAGCGCAAAUAGCAAACGUGACAAUUUGCCCGAUCCCCAACAACCCCGACGGCACGUUCGACCUGAGACAAGUGAGACUGAGACUCAAGGACUCCGCAAACGUUCACAGCUCCAUCUCCCGAAUGAUGGCAGUGGAGAAUACGCACAACGGCAAGAUUCUCCCGAUGAAAUGGAUCAAGGAGGCAGUGGCAUUCGGCAAGAAGCACGGACUGAAGCUUCACAUGGACGGUGCGAGAAUCUGGUACGCCUCGAUAAUCGGUGGAACUCCCAUCAGAGAAAUCGUCGAGGGCUUCGACUCAGUGACCUUCUGCCUGAGUAAAUUGGGGGCCCCAGUGGGAUCAAUGCUCUGUGGUUCCAGAGAAUUCAUCGCCCAGGCGAGAAGAACGAGAAAAGUUCUGGGAGGUGGAAUGCGUCAGACUGGAGUUCUAACUGCUUGUGCCCUAGUGGCCCUCGAAAAUCUGCCUAAAAUCGCCAAAGAACAGGAGAAAGUAGCUGCGAUGAUGAAGACAGUAAACGAACUUGACUCUGAUAUAUUCAAAGUGCAUCCCAUCGAUGCCCAGACAAACAUGGCUUGGAUCAGUGUUGAGGAGACCGACGAGGUCACUGCGCCAAAAUUCGCCAAACGACUUGGAGAGAUUGAGGACGAGCAUGAGGAUGAUCAGAUCAGGGUGUUGGCAUGGGCUGUGCGUCCCAGAAUGGUGAGAUUCGUUUACCACCUUGACGUUACUGAAGAGGGGGCUAGGGCUGCCCAGAGGAAGGUCGAAUAUGUAAUAAAGCAAAUGGAUCCUAAAUUCAACAAGACCCUGAAUUUCAUAUACGAGAACAAGGAAAACAAGGAAAACGAAAUAGCUUGCGAACUGGAGAAGAAAUUGUACAUUCAACAAGUAUAAUUAUGCUGAUUACAACUGUCAAGUGAUAUCAUCCCAUCAAUCGUCUAAAUUAUUGUAAAUGUAUUCAAACUGUAUUAUACGUGAAAAAUGACUCAUUCACCUUAGAAAUAAAAAAAAAUCA